AUGUGUCAGUUCAGUGGAGGACUUCCACCCCCAGCUGAGACAGCUAGAGACUUCAGACCACCAGCUGAGACAGCUAGAGACUUCAGACCACCAGCUGAGACAGCUAGAGACUUCAGACCACCAGCUGAGAUAGCUAGAGACUUCAGACCACCAGCUGAGACAGCUAGAGACUUCAGACCACCAGCUGAGACAGCUAGAGACUUCAGACCACCAGCUGAGACAGCUAGAGACUUCAGACCACCAGCUGAGACAGCUAGAGACUUCAGACCACCAGCUGAGACAGCUAGAGACUUCAGACCACCAGCUGAGACAGCUAGAGACUUCAGACCACCAGCUGAGACAGCUAGAGACUUCAGACCACCAGCUGAGACAGCUAGAGACUUCAGACCACCAGCUGAGACAGCUAGAGACUUCAGACCACCAGCUGAGACAGCUAGAGACUUCAGACCACUAGCUGAGACAGCUAGAGACUUCAGACCACCAGCUGAGACAGCUAGAGACUUCAGACCACCAGCUGAGACAGCUAGAGACUUCAGACCACCAGCUGAGAUAGCUAGAGACUUCAGACCACCAGCUGAGACAGCUAGAGACUUCAGACCACCAGCUGAGACAGCUAGAGACUUCAGACCACCAGCUGAGACAGCUAGAGACUUCAGACCACCAGCUGAGACAGCUAGAGACUUCAGACCACCAGCUGAGACAGCUAGAGACUUCAGACCACCAGCUGAGACAGCUAGAGACUUCAGACCACCAGCUGAGACAGCUAGAGACUUCAGACCACCAGCUGAGACAGCUAGAGACUUCAGACCACCAGCUGAGACAGCUAGAGACUUCAGACCACCAGCUGAGACAGCUAGAGACUUCAGACCACCAGCUGAGACAGCUAGAGACUUCAGACCACCAGCUGAGACAGCUAGAGACUUCAGACCACCAGCUGAGACAGCUAGAGACUUCAGACCACCAGCUGAGACAGCUAGAGACUUCAGACCACCAGCUGAGACAGCUAGAGACUUCAGACCACCAGCUGAGACAGCUAGAGACUUCAGACCACCAGCUGAGACAGCUAGAGACUUCAGACCACCAGCUGAGAUAGCUAGAGACUUCAGACCACCAGCUGAGACAGCUAGAGACUUCAGACCACCAGCUGAGACAGCUAGAGACUUCAGACCACCAGCUGAGAUAGCUAGAGACUUCAGACCACCAGCUGAGAUAGCUAGAGACUUCAGACCACCAGCUGAGACAGCUAGAGACUUCAGACCACCAGCUGAGACAGCUAGAGACUUCAGACCACCAGCUGAGACAGCUAGAGACUUCAGACCACCAGCUGAGAUAGCUAGAGACUUCAGACCACCAGCUGAGACAGCUAGAGACUUCAGACCACCAGCUGAGAUAGCUAGAGACUUCAGACCACCAGCUGAGAUAGCUAGAGACUUCAGACCACCAGCUGAGAUAGCUAGAGAUUUCAACCACCAGCUGAGAUAG
Messenger RNA from Oncorhynchus tshawytscha (Chinook salmon), 1482 nucleotides. RefSeq names its product repetitive proline-rich cell wall protein 2-like. Lineage: Eukaryota; Metazoa; Chordata; Actinopteri; Salmoniformes; Salmonidae. The transcript has a single exon. The record is from RefSeq and is a predicted model, not a curated record. The coding region runs from base 1 to 1482 and encodes 493 amino acids.